UAUGAACACUCAAGUGGUUACGUGCUUGUUGAUAGUGUUGCUCAAAAACAUUACUGGUAUUAUUUCCAACAGGCUGCCACAAACCCAACCUCAAAGCCUCUCAUCUUGUUCUUGAAUGGUGGUCCAGGUUGUUCCUCAAUGGAAUAUUUUGGUAGUGGUAUCGGUAAUGCUAACGUUAGUGUUGAUGGAAAGGUAACUUUGGAAGAUAACUAUUACUCUUGGAAUCAAUUUGCUAACAUUAUCUAUUUGGAUGCUCCAGCUGGAGUUGGUUACAGUUAUGGUAAUACUAGUUUUUAUGCUGUUAACUCUGACGAUCAAACUGCUCAAGAAUCAAGAACUUUCCUCGUUGAAUUCCUUACUCAUUAUUCUCAAUUCAGAAACAGUGAUUUGUAUAUUUCUGGUGCUAGUUAUGGUGGUAAAUAUGUUCCAAACUUGGCCAAGUUGAUUUUGGAAGAAAAUGUUAAGGGACAAUUCGUUAUCAAUUUGAAGGGUAUCACUCUUGGUAACCCAUUGAUUCACUGGCAACAAUCUGCAAUUAGUUCAACUAAUCAUUAUGUUUCUCUUGGUAUGGCUUCUAAGGUUGCUGCUGAUGAAGUUGCAACUGUUUGUGGAUGGAAUGAUCCUGAUAAUUGGCUCUUCACUGCCUACGGUACUAACAAUCAAGAAUGUCAAGACAAGUUCAAAGAUCUUUAUGAAAAAGCCAUUAGAGGAAUUAAUGUUUUCAAUCUCUUUAAGGAUUCAUGCAAUACAACCACUAACUUGAACUCUGACGCAUGUCACGGAGAACAUUUGAAGAGAUAUAUGAAUUUGGACUCUGUUCAAACAUUCUUCAAGGUUAGAAGUAAGGUUGCAUGGGAUGCAUGUUAUCCAGAAAAUGGAUUUGUCUAUGGUACUGACCAAUUUGUUAGUGGUCUUCCAACUCUCCAAUAUCUUUUAGAUAAGAAGAAUCUCAAGAUUUUGAUUUACACUGGUGACAUGGAUGGAUCAACUCCAGUUAGAUCAUUCUAUGAUGUUAUUGCCAAGGCUACAGGUCUUAAAGUUCAACAAAAUCUCACUUCUUGGUCAGUUGACUCACAAAUUGCUGGUAGAAAGACUGUCUACAGUAAUGGAUUGACCUAUGCUACUGUCAGAGGUGCUGGUCAUAUUGCUCCACUCGAUCAACCAGCCAGAGUUUAUGCUUUGGUUUCAAACUUUAUUCAAAAUGGUGUCAUUCCUGAC
Naegleria gruberi is the source of this 1218-nucleotide messenger RNA. RefSeq lists its product as uncharacterized. Gene Ontology annotation, cellular component: vacuole. Gene Ontology annotation, biological process: proteolysis. The transcript has a single exon. The annotation marks the transcript as partial. Gene Ontology annotation, molecular function: serine-type carboxypeptidase activity. NCBI's taxonomy places the organism in Eukaryota, Heterolobosea, Eutetramitea, Acrasida, Naegleriidae. The record is from RefSeq and is a predicted model, not a curated record.